This is a messenger RNA of Ogataea parapolymorpha DL-1, 228 nucleotides long. RefSeq lists its product as uncharacterized. The record is from RefSeq and is a predicted model, not a curated record. Gene Ontology annotation, molecular function: endopeptidase inhibitor activity. The transcript has 4 exons. Gene Ontology annotation, biological process: vacuole fusion, non-autophagic. NCBI's taxonomy places the organism in Eukaryota, Fungi, Ascomycota, Pichiomycetes, Pichiales, Pichiaceae. The coding region runs from base 1 to 228 and encodes 75 amino acids.
AUGUCUGAAAAGAAAACUUUUAUUGUCACUCUCAAGGAGAAUUGCUCAGAUCCAGCAGUUGCUAAGUUCAAGGAAGGUAUCAAAGCUGUGGGAGGCGAAAUUCAGCAUGAGUAUUCAUUGAUCAAGGGCUUCUCUGUCAAAUUGCCAUCGCUCCAUGUUGACUCCCUUCUGCACAAGAACGAGAACGUUGCUACUGUCGAGGAAGAUCAACAAGUUCACACGCAAUAA